AUGGAUAGAGCUAAGUAUAUAGAGACUCCUAGUGCUGCAAAUGCUCGUUUGUCAUUUGUGCUUUCACCACAGUCUGAAGCUGAGAAGGAAUAUAUGUCUCGAGUUCCUUAUGCUAGUGCAGUGGGAAGUUUGAGGUAUGUUAUGGUUUGUACUAGGCCUGAUCUUGCCUAUGUUGUUAGUGUUGUCAGUAGGUUCAUGGGUCAACCUGGGAAGGAGUAUUGGCAAGCAGUUAAGAGGAUUUUUCACUACCUUAGAGGUACAUUUGAUGUUGGCCUCGUUUAUGGGAAUGACACAAAGUAUUUUUUGGCUAGUUAUUCUGAUUAUGACUAUGCCAAUGUUGACAGUAGGAGGUCUAUGACUAUCUAUGUGUUCACUCUGGGUGAUUCUGUUGUUAGUUGGAAGGCAACCUUACAACCUACAUUUACUUUUUCUACUACUGAAGCAGAGUACAUGAACUUGGCAGAAGUUGCUAAAGAGGGAAUAUGGCUGAGGGAGUUAGUUGUGUUGGGGUUGAUGCCCUAA
This is a messenger RNA of Benincasa hispida (wax gourd), 522 nucleotides long. The record is from RefSeq and is a predicted model, not a curated record. Lineage: Eukaryota; Viridiplantae; Streptophyta; Magnoliopsida; Cucurbitales; Cucurbitaceae.